AUGAGGGAACCGCCGGCCGGGGGCCUGUCGCCUUCCCGCCGAUGGCUCCUCUUCCUCUGGCUCGCGGCCGGCUCGGGCGGCUCCCCGUGCCGCUGGCCCGCCUCGCCGCGCGCUCUCUGCUUCUAUGGGCAGGUGCCCGAGAACAGCCCUCCGGGGACGCGGGUGCAAGGGCUGCGGGUGCCGCUGCGGAGGCUGCAGCUGCGGGCGCCGGCUCAGACGCUGGGAGCCGCGUGGGCCCUGGAAGGCGACGGCGCCUCGCACUUCGCCCUGCAGCUGCUCCCGGCCGGGGCUCCCCGUCGGCGGCCGGCGCUGCUGCUGCUUUUGCGCACGGCGGAGCGCUUGGACCGGGAGGCGCGUCCGCGCUACAGCCUGUCGCUGACGGGCCCCUCGAGGGCAGCGCUGCUGCUUCGGCUGCGGGUGCUGGACCGCAACGACCACCGGCCUCGCUUCCCGCCGGGCCCCGCGCCGCCCCUCGAAGUGGACGAGCUGGCGCCGCUGGGCUCCGAGGUGGCGCGCCUGCGCGCCCUGGACGCCGACGAAGGCGCCAACGCGCGCCUCACCUACCGCUCGUGGUCCGGCGCCUCCGACCCGGGCCGCCGCCUCUUCGUGGUGCCGCGCAGCGGGCAGGUGCUCACCGUGGGCUCCUUGCUCGGCCUGCGCAGCCUCAGCCUCUGGGUCUCGGCCCAGGACCACGGGCUGCCCCGGCCCUUGCGCAGCCCCGCCAGGCGCCUGGAGCUGGCGGUGAGGAAGAGGACCACGACGACGACGACCGCGCCCCAAGGCGCUGCUCCGUCGCCCCGCAGGGUCCGCGCCCUGGCCGAUUCCUCCAGCCCCGGCUACUCCAGCCCCGGCUACAAAGUCCGCGUCCCCGUCGGGGCGCCGGCGGGGGAGCUCAUCUUCACCGUCCCGGACACUCGCUACCAGGAGGCCGGCGGCAGCUGGUUCGAGAUGGUCUCUCCGGCCGCGGCGGGGGCUUUCCCGGUGGAGCUGGACAGGGGCUCCGGCCGACUGUCCCUCGUCCGGCAGCUGGAGAGGGGAGGCCGGACGGAGGUGGUGGUCAAGGUGCAUCGGACAGACGGGCAAGACAAUGACUGGUAUUUGUGCCGUGUGGUGAUUAUAGCUGUUGAAGAGGAGCUCAUCUCUUGGGAAAUGUAUCCAUACCCCUAUCUGGCGCGUGUUGAUCCUGACGCUCGAGCAGGCACAUCAGUCUAUCAGCUUGUUGCCCAUUAUAGCAGCAAUGAAAAUUCCAGUGUUGGGAUAUCCUAUGCUCUGAUUGCAGGUGGUGAGGAACGAUUUGAUAUAGAUAUGGACACAGGGGUCAUAUUGACAACUGGCUUGCCUUUAACUCUGAACCAGGAGUAUGUGGUCACCGUGCUGGCCAUUGAUGAAUAUGGCAGCAAAAGCCCAUAUGCUUACAUCUCUAUCCUGGCUGGCUCCAGGCCUCCUCAGUUCACAAAUAUGUCCUACAGUAUGCUUGUUCCAGAAAAUACUCCAGCAGGUGAAAAAGUGGCCGUUAUUGAAGCAGUCUCCUUCCAAAGCCAGCCUCUCUGUUACACUCUGCUGAUGAAUCCCAGUGGCUUGUUCAGCAUGGACCCAGAGACCGGCAAGCUAAGCUUGACUCAUACAGUGGACUACGAGAGCGAGCAUCACCUCUACCAUUUUUUAGUUAAAGCAAUGGAAGCCGAGAGUUUGCUCAGCAGCGUCACUGAGGUCAUAGUUCAUAUCACGGAUGAAAACGACUGCUCUCCUGAAUUUCAGCAAUCUAUUUAUAGCCGGGAAAGCAUUCUUGAAUCCAUCCCUAUAGGCACGUCUUUAUUGCAAGUUCUUGCAGUGGACUGUGACUCUGGAUCCAACGCCGAGAUCCUCUACUUCAUCCAGAGUGCGGAUUUUUCCAUCACGCCCGAGGGUGUCGUCAAUUCCAAUCAGCGGCUGGACUAUGAGCGAGCCAACCACAUGUAUGAGUUUGUGGUCAUUGCCGUGGACAAAGGGCACCCUCCUCGGACAGGGACGGCAUCCGUGCGAAUUCGCUUGGCAAAUGUGAAUGACGAAACCCCGGUGUUCUCCCAGUCAGUUUACAGAACUUUCCUCUCAGAAGAUGCCGGCCCUGGUACGUUAGUCGCUACCAUUCACGCAAAAGAUCCUGAUGGAGAUGGAGUGCUGUACUUAAUUACGGGUGGGAACGAAGAAGGCAAUUUUGAAUUGGAUAGCCAUAAAGGUAUCCUUAGACUUCGCAGAACCCCCCUGCCUAAACUGAAAAGCCCGCAGUAUGUUCUAAAUAUCUCUGCCAUAGAUGACAAUUCCUCGGGGGGACCACGAUCUCUCAGCAGCUUUGCAGAAGUCGUGGUGGAAAUUAAUGAUAUUAACAACAACAAGCCUGUUUUCAGGGAGUGUGCUUACUACAGUGACAGUACCUGGGUUCUAGAGAACCAGCCUCCAGGAACCUACGUUCUGCAGGUAGAAGCCUACGAUGCAGACUUUGGAGUGAAUGGAGAAGUGAAGUAUGGCCUCAUGCAGAGAGAAGGAGCUUCACCAGGCUUCAGUAUUGAUGCUGAUUCAGGUGUUAUCGUUUCGACUCGGAGUUUUGACCGAGAGAAACAGAAGGAGUAUACUCUCUCUGUGACAGCUACAGAUCAAGCUCAGGAGCCACUGAUUGGAGUGUGUAAAAUCACCAUCUUCAUUGCUGAUAUGAAUGACAACGAUCCAAAGUUUGAGAACAGCCGCUAUCAGUACUUCCUUCGUGAAGACACCCCAGUGGGGACAAGUUUCCUCCAUGCUGCAGCUUAUGAUGACGACCAGGGGGUAAACGCCGCCAUCACGUACUCCAUGUUGCUGCAGGAGCCAGAAUACUUCCAAGUCAGCCCCAGCACAGGCUGGGUGUACGUGAAUCUCGUAAUCUCCCAGACAUUUCAGAUCACAAGAUACAUCGUGGCCACAGAUGGAGGGAACCGGAGCAGCACAGUGGAACUGACCGUCACUGUAACAAACACACUUAAUCAGUCGCCGCAGUGGGAGGAAAGUGCCUAUUCGGUCACAAUCCCGGAGAGCACGAUUCGAGACACCAAGAUAGUGACUAUCAAAGCAACGUCCCCACUUGGUGACCCAAGGGUUACCUAUACCCUGGAGGAGGGCCAGGUUCCAGAGACAAACAUGCCUGUGCGCUUCUACCUCAAACCGAACAGAGCAGAUGGAUCUGCUUCACUUCUGGUUGCUGAACCUCUUGACUUUGAGACCACCAAGUUCUUUGCACUGAGCAUCAAGGCUCAGAAUGUAGCUACAAUCCCAUUGGCAUCUUUCACCACGGUUUGUGUUAAUGUCACAGAUGUCAAUGAUAACGUACCGUUCUUCACAUCUUCUACUUACGAGGUUUCUGUACCUGAGGGAGCAGCAGUUGGUACCUCUGUUGUGCAGGUUCUUGCUACGGAUUCAGACUCGGGGCUCCACGGAGAGGUCCACUAUUCAAUACUGAAGGAUGCUAGUGAAGAUUACCAAUACUUCAACAUUGAUUCCAAGUUGGGAGUCAUUUCUACCCAGGCAUCUUUUGACAGAGAGAAGAGAGGAUCUUACUUGAUUGAAGUUCAUUCCCAGGAUUCUUCUGAAUCAGCCAGGCCUGGUUUAUAUGGGCAGCCUAACUCAGAUACUGCGUAUGUGAGGAUUUUAAUUAGCGACAUAAACGACAAUGCCCCUGCUUUCCUGCAUUCGGUGUAUGAAAUUAAUAUAGAUGAAGAUGAGGAUGUCGGGUAUGCGCUUUUGACGGCAACAGCAGAUGACAAAGAUGAAGGAUCUAACGCCAAGCUCAGAUAUCAGAUCACUUCAGGAAAUGAGCGAGGAGAUUUUUACGUGGAACCUGAGAUGGGAACUCUGUUGAUUGCCCAGUGUCUUGACUAUGAACAAGAACAGCAUUAUGAGCUUCAGUUGGUAGCUUCUGAUGGAAAAUGGGAAAACCAUACCCUUGUCAUCAUCAAUGUAGUCAAUAAGAAUGACGAAGCCCCUGUCUUCUCCCAGGACGAAUACCACAGCAGUGUCUUGGAGGAACUUACUGAUCUGCCAGUAAUUGUUUUACGGGUUUCUGCAACUGACCCCGACCAGGAAGCUGACCAGAGUGCCCUUCGCUACUCAUUGCACGGCCAGGGUGCCCAAGCAGAGUUCACUAUCAGUGAGUACACAGGCGAGGUCACUGCAAAUGAGAAGUUAGACCGGGAAAAGCGGUCCGUGUGGCGCUUCCUUGUUCUUGCUACGGAUGAGGAUGGGGAGGGUCUAACCGGCUUUGCCGACGUCAUAAUUGAAGUGACAGACGUGAACGACAACCCGCCUCUUUUCCUUUGCACCUCGGACGGUUGCUUUAUGGGGCAAAUUCCAGAAGACGCCCCUGCUGACUCCACCGUCAUGGAGAUGUCGGCGGUAGACCUUGAUGACCCCAGAGCUGGGAAGAAUGCCGUGUUAACCUACAGUAUUAUUCAGAAUGUCCAAAAUGAGAUUAACCUCAACCUGUUCUCAGUUAACCCUGCUACUGGCACAAUCUACACUGUGUUGGGAUCCUUAGACAGGGAGAAAGAAGACCGGUACCUGGUGGUGGUUGAGGCGAAGGAUGGAGGAGGCCUGACUGGAACAGGGACUGCCACUAUUUUGGUCACUGACGUAAAUGACCACACGCCAACCUUCACGCAAAAGAUCUACACGGCCUUUGUCUCCGAGGGUGCAAGCCUCGGCGCUGAGGUUGCUGUGGUGUCAGCUACUGAUGGGGAUGAAGGAGAAAACGCUGUGGUGGCUUUCAGCAUCCUAGGUGGAGAUGAGGACCACAAAUUCUUCAUUGAGACAGACAAAGCAGACAAACGCGGUGUAAUUCGACUGAGGAAGCGGAUAGAUUUCGAGAAACCCCACGAGAGGGUGUUUAACUUGACCAUAAAAGCAGAGGACCUGGAUUUUUCCAGCAUAGCUCACUGCGUCAUCUACGUGGAGGACUCCAAUGACCACGCCCCUCUGUUUUACCCACAAUUCUAUGAGGUAGCAGGCCUAGCUGAAGAUGUCCCCCUCGGAACUAAAGUCGUCCAGGUUAUUGCUGUCGAUUUAGAUUCUGGGCUGAAUGGGCGGUUCUCUUACCGCCUGCUAAAUAAGUCGGACCCAAAUGGGAAGUUCUCUGUGGCUACUGAUGGCUGGGUCCUUGUGGCAGGUCUUCUGGAUUAUGAAACUGUGGCACAGUACCAACUCGUGGUCUUCGCUACGGAUAUGGGGCAGCCUCCCUUGAGCGGCAGUGCCACAGUCCUCGUAGCUCUUCAGGAUGUAAACGACAAUGGACCUGAGUUUGAGGCGCAGUACAGCCCAGUAGUUUGGGAAAACACUCCUUCUCCUCAGAUUGUCCAGAUGAACGAUACCUCGACGCUUUUGUACGCUAAGGACAGGGACAGCCCAGCAAACGGGGCGCCUUUCUCCUUUCACUUGCUGAGCGACUUCGGCAGCGUGACCUAUUUUAAUUUGCAAGACUUCAGCAACGGGAGUGCAAUGCUGACUGCAUUGCACACGUUCGACAGGGAGGUGCACAAGGUAUUUGAACUGCGGGUUCUCAUUGCUGACAGCGGGAGCCCCCCCAUGAGCUCAACCAACACAUUAACCGUGAAUAUCGGAGACCGAAAUGACCACCCUCAUGCUGCUGGCUUCAUGGAGUGCCUCAUCUACAGCUACAAUGGUAUCCUACCCACAACUGUAUUGGGUAAGAUUCAUGCCCCAGAUAAUGAUGACUGGGACCACAAGACGUAUCACUUUGAAGGGAAAGCACCCAGGUAUUUUAUCCUGAAUGACAAUUCUGGCUUACUAAGUAUCAAAGAAGGAACUCCUUCAGGAACGUAUGACAUAAGAGUGAAAGUUACAGAUGGCAUCUGGCCUGAUGUGGUCUCCACUGUAAGGGUGGUUGUGAAAGAAAUCAAGGAAGAAGCUGCCCACAAUGCAGGAUCUAUCCGAAUAAGAGAUAUCACUGCGGAGGAUUUUAUAUAUCAGUCAUCCGAGAGUGAAAGUAAGUACAACCAAAUGAAGAAACUUUUUUCGGAAAUCAUACCAGCCCAACUCGAAAAUGUCCACAUCUUCAGUGUCUUGAACAGCCCAGGCAAAACACAAGGAGUAGAUGUGUGGUUUGCAAUUCAUGGAUCACCCUAUUACAAAGCAGAAAAACUUAACGGAAAUGUCGCUGUGUCCAAAGCACGGCUGGAAACCAUCCUGAAUAUCAGCAUCACACAAGUUGGCAUAGAUGAAUGUGCAACUGAAAACUGCUCUCAUAGCGCCGGAUGCACCAGCAAAAAUGAAUUCAGUGCUCUUCCCACGAUUACUUCUUCCGGAAGUGUUUUGCUGGCCUCCAUUACAGUACUGAGCAGUGCCCAGUGUACUUGUGAAGCUCGGGAGAGAAAGCACCAUUCUUGUUCCUCCUACCGGAUCAAUCCAUGCUUUAAUGGUGGUACCUGUACGGACACAGACCUGGGCUACAGCUGCAAGUGCCCCAUGGCUUUCCAUGGGCCUGAAUGCCAGCAGACGCAGCACACCUUCCGAGGACAUGGAUAUGCCUGGUUCCCGACCCUCAAGCCUUGCUUUCAGAGCCGUAUCUCACUCGAUUUCAUUACCGAAGCAGCCAAUGGACUUCUGCUCUACAACGGGCCCAUGGCACGCCUGAAGCCAGGGGAAGCAGAGGAUUUCAUUGCCCUAGAGCUCUUGGAGGGCGUUCCAUUGCUAACUUUGAGCCAUGGCUCGGGGGCACUGCUUCUGCAGCUGUCGGAGAAAGUCAAUGUUGCGGAUCGGCGCUGGCAUAACAUAAACAUAAUAAAUGAUGGAAAGAAAGUACAGCUGAUCUUGGACCACUGUGUAAAUGUCUCUAUUAUGAACAGCAUCGGUGCCCUGCAGGGAGUGUCGAAGGCAGAUAAAUCUGCCUGUAAAGUUUCUUCCGAGACUCCAGGAAGUGAGAGAUUUCUCAACGUUCACCAGCCUCUCCAGCUGGGUGGAGUAAAGAAGGCCCAGCCCUACCAUACGUCACAAAAGCAUUUCAGAGGGUUUGUUGGCUGCAUCCGGAAUGUUGUCCUCGAUAGCCAGGUAUACAAUUUAGAGCAUCCUGCAGAGUCCUUGAACAGUGCGCCAGGCUGCUCUCUGACUGAUGGGCUGUGCCAGAAAGCUGGGGUGUCUUCCUGUGGCACCCAUGGCAAAUGCAUUGGCGACUGGGGGUCUUUUAACUGCGACUGUUUCACUGGCUACACAGGAGCAAGAUGUGACAAAGCUCUUCCAGAAUGGACUUUUGGAAAGGAUAGUUGGAUUCACUAUGAACUGAAAACGCUGUUUAAUGCAUACAACACACGUGUCCAGCUUGCAGUACGCACAAGGAUGUCCUUCUGCACCCUUCUCAGUAUGGCAUCUUCGGAUGGAAGCGGAUACAUUAGAGUGGAGGUAAUUGGUGGACAUUUUGGUGUGAGCUUCAAUUUGGGAGACAAAGACCACACGCUUCAAUUAAGCACUGUGCACAUAGACAAUGGUCAGUGGGUUGAACUAGCCUUACAGCGGUAUCACAAUGAAUUUUAUUUGCGUAUCAAUGAUGGUGGAGGCGAUCACGAGACUUCGGCCAUUCUGGGAUCGAGCGGACAGUUUGAAAUGAAUUUGGCAAGCAUUGUGCUCGGAAACCGCCUUGCUAACGGUUCAGAAAGUGAUUUCCAAGGCUGUAUGAGGGAUGUCCGCCUGAAUGGCCAGCCUCUUCUUGUGGAUGGCAAAAGCACUGAAUACGGCUUCAUUGUGGAGCAGCAGGGAAUCACCAUAGGUUGCCAUUCCAGCUCUUGCAGCAGCCAACCCUGUUACAGCCCUUUCCACUGCGUAGACCUCUGGAGGAAGUAUGAGUGCAGGUGCCCAGCUGGCAAAGUGGAAGUGAUGGAUAAUCUCACGGGCCUGAAACAGUGCACAUCGUCGCCCUGUGGGCACUGGAACUGCAGGAAUGGAGGGACCUGUGUGGCCCAGUCCCGAGACAAAUACGUCUGCCAAUGCCCUGAAGGUUAUAAAGGGAAAUGGUGCGAAGUCGGCCCCGUGAAAGCAGGAAGACCCGUGGGGCUCAGCUCUGGUUCCAUCUUGGCUAUCAGCAUGUGCCUGCUUGUUUUUCUAGGUUUAUUAGUUUCCUAUACUGUGUGGAGUCAGUGGGGGAGAUCAAGAUUUCGGAAAGGAGGAAUUUACCACAUCCCUGAGGAACACGAAAGUUGGGAAGAUGUUAGAGAAAACAUCUUCCAUUAUAAUGAGGAGGGUGGAGGGGAGCAUGACCUGAGUGCUUAUAAUAUAGAUGCAUUGAAGCAACCUCUACAAAGUAUACCUCAUCUUUCCUCAGGAAACACUGCUUCACUCCUCAGAUCACAUUCUGGACCACAAAGAAACCCACUUGUGAAUCACACAUGCCUGAAAGAAUCUUCUUCUUUGGUCCCAGACCUCAAGUAUUAUGUGUCUCAAAUACAACAGGAUGCAGACAAAGAUUUGCAGAGCCUUCCAGCUGAUACUGUGCAAGUUUAUUGCCGAGAGUGCCAACACUCUUUGAGUGGAAGCUUGCGUUCCUUGGACCUCUCCAGCAUAGAAGAAGAUCUAAAUUAUAAUUACCUCCAAGAAUGGAGACCAAAGUUUGUAAGGUUAAAAGAGCUCUAUGAACUUCCAACUGAACAGUUGUUAAAACAUGGGAGACAGGAACCUAGCACAUCGCUGUGUGAUGGAUCCUACUCCUAGGAGAGCACACUUCAGAAACAUUUUAGUAUUUUAUUUAACAAUCCAAUUUUAGUUCUAUUUAUUCAUGCUGGUUAUUUGGGAACGGUAGUGUGGUUGAUCUCCUCACCUUCCCUUAAAUUAUCUGUAUACAAUAUUUUAGUGUCUGUUGUACAAAUAACAUUAGAGGGAUAUUUGUUGUGAAGCUUUGAAAUGCUUUGAAAUGAAGGAAUUCUGUAGCACUGAAGAGUAGCCUUUAAAGUACCUGUAACGUGUGAAUCUCUAGUAAUAAUCUAGAUGUGCAAGUAAAUUUCCACCAUAUUGUAUUAUUUAACCCUCUUAAUGCUAAAUGUUUUGUGUAGAUAUUGUAAAAUACAUUUGUUCACUUGCCCCUCUCUUUUUGUACUUGGGCGUCAAUAAAAUCUUCACUCAUUUUUCUAAAUAAGGGGAAGAAAAUAACAGCUGGGCGGCAGCA
Molecule: messenger RNA, 9166 nt
Organism: Zootoca vivipara (common lizard)
Lineage: Eukaryota; Metazoa; Chordata; Lepidosauria; Squamata; Lacertidae
Product: neural-cadherin-like
Biological process (GO): multicellular organism development; homophilic cell-cell adhesion; cell migration
Cellular component (GO): plasma membrane; catenin complex
Molecular function (GO): calcium ion binding; beta-catenin binding; cadherin binding
Source: RefSeq, a predicted model, not a curated record